Molecule: messenger RNA, 1443 nt
Organism: Cuscuta epithymum
Lineage: Eukaryota; Viridiplantae; Streptophyta; Magnoliopsida; Solanales; Convolvulaceae
Source: the annotation of a GenBank genome assembly
GUGCUUUAUUUUUUUCGGAUUUAUGAACUCCGAAUUCAGAUAAGUCAGCUUUGGGUCAGCUUUCGUAGUUUCGGAUUUAUGAACAGAAGCAGAAUCAGAAUCAGUUUUCAAAAGCUGGUACCUCAGCUUCUAAAAAAACUGAUUCUGAGAGUAAAUUAGAGCUCCAGAAGUGCUUCUGGAAUUUCACCCAAACACUCCAGCUUCUGCUUCGGCUCCCUGAAGGAGCAGAAUCAGUUCUGAGAAUCAGAUCCAAACACCCCCUUAGUUUGGACUUGGCAACUCUGAAUCCAGAGGAUGAGAUUUCGGGCUCCGUGAUUGGUUGGCUACAGAUCGGUUUGUUGUUAUAAAUUGACCUUCAACCUCCAUUCUCCCAUGCCUUCAACCAACCCCUUUCAACCCUCCUCUCAUCCUCUCUAUUCAAAGGCAUGCGGCUAUAGAUUAUGCAUUUCGAAAUGUGGAACAAUUGGGAACACCUCAAAUUCAGAGACGUUAUUGUCUUCGCCACAUUAGAAGCAAUUUCAUGACCCAAUUUAGAAGUAAACAACUAAAGAAGUUGUGUUGGCGAGCAGGAAGUACCCCAAUUGUAAGUGAAUUUCAUCAUUACAUGCAACAAAUUCGGGGGUACUAACGAGAGAGCUUUCAAGUAUUUAAAUGACAUUCCCCAAGAAAAGUGAGCACUUUGUUUUGAUGGUGGUUGUCGAUAUGGUAUUUUUAACGACAAAUCUUUCAGAAAGUUUCAACAAUGCUCUCAAAGGAUGUAGGACAUUGCCAAUCAGUGCCCUUGUGCGAGCGACUUUUGACAAACUAGUCCAGCUCUUCGCCCAACGUCGUACUGCCGGUAUGAUGUGGCAGCAAGCUGGAUAUCAUUUUCCGGACAACAUUCGGAAAGAGCUUAUGGAGCGUUGGCAACAAAGACCUCACACUGUGGUUCUUCCACACAACCAUUACACAGGAAUUUACUCGGUCUCCGUAGAAAAUGCAACACCUGUUACGGUUAAUCUAUCCAGACGUGUUUGUGACUGCAGUUGUUGGAGGAUGAACGGAAUGCCAUGUGUCCAUGCACAUUCUGUGUGCCAUUUUCUAAAUUGUCGUGUUGAUUAUCUUAUUCCUGAGGGCUGAGGUAUACAAACUGAGUUCUUACAUAAAUGCACAUUCCGGUGAUAUCAUGCCAUUUCCGAAUAUGAAUGAGUGGCCACAAAAUGAGUUCAUUCUUCUACUGCCUAAGUACUCUUCCAGAACUUCUCGAGCUGGGCGCCGUCAAGAAACAAGAUUUCCAAAUGAGAUGGAUAUGCGUCCAAGACGGAGAGGACAACAUGAUUGAUUUGUAUUUGUACUCUUAUAAUGUAAUCUUUUUUUGUACUUUGUUUUAAUGUUUUAAAAUAUUUAUUAGCCAUAUGUUUUAUAUGUACCUUUAAUAUGACUUAUUGUGCAAUGAACUUUGUU